Molecule: messenger RNA, 2745 nt
Organism: Lachancea sp. 'fantastica'
Lineage: Eukaryota; Fungi; Ascomycota; Saccharomycetes; Saccharomycetales; Saccharomycetaceae
Source: the annotation of a GenBank genome assembly
AUGAGCGAAAAACCCAGUGGCCCAGACCAGUUCGAGUCCCCUGAGAAGAAGCCCGCCGGCCCCGUCGUGUCGGGUCGGAUCAUUAACUGUGUCCCCCAGCUUCCUUACCGUAUCGGCCGCAACGACAAAUACUCGGCAUCGCGGGGCGAUGAUCCUUCUGACGAGUGGAUUAUGGAGCCCAUAAGUGGCAAUAGUGCUCUCCAUUCUUCAUUGUACCUUUUGCGGGAUUCCCCAGAUUGGGAGGAACAUGUCGUAGGAUGGACGGGCGAAAUUGACCCCGGCAAUGCGUUUUCGUACAUUGCACCCACAGAUCUGCAGAAAACCAGCGAGGAGGCCACGGAAGACUCCAAAUACAACUCCCAAGAACUCAAUGAGGACCCUUUGUAUCUGUCUAAAGAACAGAAGCGGACUAUGGCUGAGAAAUUACAAAGUCAAGAGGAUUCGCAGAACAAGAUGACCGUGCACCCUGUGUGGCUCUUACGUAGAGACCAAGGCCGCUGGCGUGCAUACGCUGAAAAAGUAGUAUGGCCAGCACUUCAUUAUAUCUUGAAUGCCCCUUCAGACGGUCAACAAGAGAAUACUUGGUGGUACGACUACGUCAAAUUCAACGAAGCCUACGCUGCCAAAGUGGCUCAAAUUUAUAGACCCGGAGACAUCAUUUGGGUUCACGAUUAUUAUCUCAUGCUUUUGCCCCAGCUUUUGCGCAUGCGGUUUGAAGAUGCUGUCAUAGCAUACUUCCACCACGCACCUUGGCCCAGUAACGAAUAUUUCAGGUGUUUAUCCAAACGUAAGCAAUUGCUGGAUGGUAUUCUUGGAAGCGACCGCGUUUGUUUCCAAAACGACGGUUUCGCCCGCCAUUUUGUAUCGGGAUGCAAAAGACUUUUGGAUUCGACUUCUACGAAAAACAAGACAAACAUUAAGGGCAGAGACGAAUGGCUUAUCAGUGCGUAUGGUGGUGACGUUGUCGUCGACUCGUUGCCGACGGGUGUCAACACCGAGCUCAUCUUGCGCAAGGCAUUCACCCCCGACAUUGACGCCAAAGUGGAAACGAUCAAGGCUGCUUAUGAGGGCAAGAAAAUCAUUUUCGGAAGAGACAGACUCGACACAGUGCGAGGAGUGGUCCAAAAAUUGCAGGCAUUCGAGGCCUUUUUGGCAAUGUAUCCAGAAUGGAGAAAUAAAGUCGUGUUGAUCCAGGUGAGCAGACCAACGUCCGCUGAUAACGCCUUGAAGCUCGAACAACAAGUUAAUGACCUUGUCAACUCUAUCAAUUCUCAAUACGGAACUUUGAAUUUUGCACCAGUGCAACAUUACCAUAUGCGCAUUCCCGAAGACGUCUACUACUCCUUGUUGAGGGCAGCUGAUCUUUGUCUAAUCACUAGCGUCAGAGACGGCAUGAAUACAACUGCUCUGGAGUACGUCACCGUGAAAAGCAGGUCAUCAAAGGUGAACUGUUACGCUAACCCUCUUAUACUAAGCGAAUUCUCCGGAACCAGCACUGUGUUGAAGAACGCAAUUCUUGUCAAUCCUUGGGAUUCCGUUGCAGUUUCUAAGGCAAUUAAAAAAGCCUUGUCGAUGACAUCGCAAGAAAAAGCCACGUUAGAGGAUAAGCUGUGGUCUAGAGUGCCUACGACGCAAGAUUGGAAUGCCAACUUUCUCAAGAGAAUGGUCGCUAUCGCUGAGAAAAAGGACUCGGAAGAUAGUAAGAUAACUCCCGCUCUCAACCGUCCAUUGUUGUUGCGUACCUAUCGUUCCACCAAGCGUCGGUUGUUUCUUUUCGAUUACGAUGGGACCUUGACCCCGAUUGUACAAGAUCCAGCAGCAGCUAUCCCUAGCUCCAAACUUUUCCGCAUACUAUCAAAGUUGGCAGCUGAUCCUAAUAAUCAAAUUUGGAUCAUCUCCGGUAGAGAUCAAAAGUUCCUCUCAAAAUGGUUGGGAUCGCGUAUGCCUCAGUUGGGCUUGAGUGCCGAACACGGAUGUUUCAUGAAAGAUGUCGCGGCAGAGGAAUGGGUCAACCUGACCACCAAAUUCGAUAUGUCGUGGCAAGAAAAGGUAAAUGAUGUCAUGGAUCAGAUUACGGUGCAGACACCAGGAUCUUUUGUUGAAAAGAAAAAAGUCGCUCUUACUUGGCAUUAUAGGAGAGCAGAUCCUGAACAAGGUGAGUUCUACGCCGCAAAACUGAAGGCGACUCUUGACGGAUUUGCCAGUGAUCUUGGACUGGAAGUCAUGGAAGGCAAAGCCAAUGUCGAAGUUCGCCCUAAGUUCGUGAACAAAGGUGAGAUUGUGAAAAGGUUAGUCUGGCAUCCUCUGGGGGAAAAGCAACUGUAUGAUGACGAGGGCUUCAAGAUUGACGAAACUAUAUCGAAAGAUCGGUUGCCAGAAUUUAUCUUGUGUUUGGGUGAUGACUUCACUGACGAAGACAUGUUCUCGCAACUGAAUGAUAUCGAGAAAGUUUGGGAGAAGAAAUUCCCCAAUGAUAAGAACGAAUGUGGGCAUUACGGUUUUUACCCCGUGACAGUGGGUUCCGCUUCAAAGAAGACUGUUGCUAAAGCUCAUUUGACGGAUCCUGAGCAAGUGUUAGACACACUGGGACUACUGGUCGGCGACGUUUCGCUUUUCCAAAGUGCGGGCACUGUCGAUUUGGAUGACCGUGGUCACAUCAAAGAUAGUGAGAGUAGUAUGAAAUCAGAACAGGCUGGUGUUGCUUAUAACAUGAGACGUUCUGCGUCAUUGAAAGAUAGCAAUUGA